Messenger RNA from Xiphophorus maculatus (southern platyfish), 3468 nucleotides. RefSeq names its product zinc finger protein DPF3-like. The record is from RefSeq and is a predicted model, not a curated record. NCBI's taxonomy places the organism in Eukaryota, Metazoa, Chordata, Actinopteri, Cyprinodontiformes, Poeciliidae. Gene Ontology annotation, cellular component: nucleus. The coding region runs from base 36 to 1079 and encodes 347 amino acids. The transcript has 11 exons.
UGCAAGACGCCGAUAUUGCGUUACAUUGUAGCAAAAUGGCGGCUGUCAUUCAGAAUCCACUGAAAGCGUUGGGCGACCAGUUCUAUAAGGACGCCAUUGAGCAGUGCCGCAGCUACAAUGCCCGCCUGUGUGCCGAACGCAGCGUCCGCCUGCCAUUCCUGGACUCUCAGACUGGCGUGGCCCAGAACAACUGCUACAUCUGGAUGGAGCGCCACCACCGAAGCCCUGGUGUUGCAGCGGGGCAGAUGUACACAUACCCCGCCCGCUGCUGGAGGAAGAAGAGGCGGCUCCACAACACCACGGACCCCCGCCUGGGCAUCUACGGCCUUCAGCUCGAUGGUGGCCUUAUGUCCAGAGACACUUUGCCCACCCAGGGCACCACACUGGAGGCUCUUCUGCGAGGAGAAGGUCUGGACAAGAGGAACAACUCCAAGAAUGAUGAGGAGAGCCUGCUAGAGAUCCAGAGAGUUCUGGAAGCAGAUGCAGCAGAAGAUGCUUUCAAUGACGACGAUGACUACGAGGUGGACACUCCUAAGCGGAGACAUCGAGGAAAGGGAAGAGGCAGGGGUUCAGGCCGCAGGAGGACAGAUCUGGAUGAUGAUAAGCCAUAUGUCUGUGACAACAGAUACAAACAAAAGCAGAACUCAAAGACUUUGACCUCAGUCUGUACAAAGCGAUACAGGAACCGCACAGGACUCAGUUACCACUACACUCAUUCCCACCUGGCAGAGGAGGACAGAACCGGGGAGAGAAGCACGGUGGCAUCCCGCUCCCCCACUGCACCACAGACUGACCGGCACAAACGUCCAAAGGUUUCUGGUGGAACCACCAUUCCCAACAACUACUGUAAUAAAUGCCAUGGUGCAAACAGAAAAACGGGUAAAUCUGGCUCUCCCUGCGCAGCCUGCCAAUGCACAACUGGUGGUGGGGAGGAGAAGGAAGAUGGCACAUUCGCAGCAGCCGAGGAGCUGUUUGGCACCACCUCAGAGAGCGACACCUCCACCUUUCACGGUUUUGAGGACGACGACCUUGAAGAACCGGCCGCAAAUAGCAACGGGAUAUCCAGCCGCCACAGAUAGACUUGUUAGAUUUCAACUGACUCUUUUUUCAAAUAUAUAUAUGGAUUACUCUCCGGCAAAAAUCAGCUGCUUCUUCAAAUUUUUGUUCUUGGUUUUGUUUUCAGAAAGCACAAAGUGAGAGUUUCCGGACAGAAAUUCAAGUGGUAUUUUAUCUACUGAACAUUGUUGAAUAAUUUAUGGAGACAUUUUUUUAUAUAUAUUAAUAAAGGGUAUAAAUGGACCUUUAAUGCAACAAACUAUCAAUAUUUCCUAAAAAAAACUGUGUAAAACAGAAGAUGCUCUUGGUAUGCUUUUUAAAGAUUUUCUUCCCUUCCCAACGUUGGUAGAAGAAGCCAAAAGCUAUGAACAAAUGCAAACACUGGAGAAAUUAGAGACGGUGAAAUUUUAAAGUGAUGAGUUUGGUUGGUGAUCAAUUUUCUUUGAGGACGAUACUUGCAAUCGAAGAUCUUCUGGGACUUUGAAGACGUCUUCUUCUAUGCUCAUUCUGGGUUGAAUGUGUGAAAGUGAAGGAACUAAGGAAAAUUACAAGCCACUGGAAAUAUUGGAAUAUGAAAGUCUUUUCUUAUUUUCACAGAAAGGGACAUAAAAAAUUAAAGGAGCAGUGAGCACAUUGCCAUGUUGCCCUGGGAUCAGGGGAUGACCAGUGAAGCAGAGGAUUUAACCCUCAGAAACUAUUGAGCCUCCUCGUCUGUCCUGAUCUGGACGUGCGACUGAAGCUGCCUUCCAUGAGCAGCGUGGCUUAAUUCAAGCAACUGCUCCCCUGAUAUUAUGUAUGGAACCCCUUUGAAACAUUUGAAAUGUGAGCAUCCGGCCUCAUUUUCUCCUAUCUGCACUGUGCUGGGAGCUCCUGUCUGAACUAUGGGAACACUAAAGGCCAGGCCUUUGGAUGGGUUGUACCUGACCGGCCCACGGAGGCGACCCGGCUGACCCUCCUGCUCUGUGACCGUGUGUCUGCCCUGAUACAAGAAGACGCCAUCAUCCUGAACACUGUGCUAGCCUGCCGCUCUGCAUUGAAAGCCAGCUUUGAUAGCCAUGACUCCUCCAACCUGAUCGGACCAGUGACCUACCACCUGACCCCUUUGCUGACCUGCAGCCAUAGAGCCGGUGCUCAAAUUCACCUCUAUUACAUGCAGACCUCUGAACUAUGUAAUUCUCUUACUUUGACAAUUUUUCUUUUCCUGAUUUAGUCUGUUUCUCAAGUUGAUCUUUAACAAAUCACAGCAAUCCUUCUCACUGUUUUGCAUUCUUUCUCUGCUGUACUAAGAUUUUCUUCAUUUCUGUCUGUCUUUACUGAAACCUCUGUCUGAUCAGGUGCACAAUACUCACAGCUACUCAGGCAUCUUUUUGUUUCCUGGUGAUUGUUUAGCUUCUUAGCUCAGAUCAGUGAUUGUAUUCGGCUGACGAGGAGAGACGGCAACACCCGCACUUCGAUUUUCCUCUUUUUUUUCCUAAUUUUUAAUCAACAUCUGCAAAGGAUUCUGGGAGGCAGCAGUCGGAUGCCACACCUGCAAUAACAAGCUUUACUUGUUUGCUGAUUUUCUUUGAACUUCUAUGUGUUUCAUAUGUAAAGCUUAAAUAGAAAAACUCCUUUUUGGCUGAAAAUGUUCACACCCUAAAUGAGAGUUGAAAUUACAUAAGUAGUUUGUGAGGGCCUGAUUUCUUUCUGACAUUUAAAAGGUGCUUCCUGUACUGUAUCAAGAAGCUAUUGGGUCCAAAGGUUGCACAUACUGUUGUAGAGGUGUGUGUGAAAAUUCAGCACCGCUGCUCCAUUGUUCCUGUAUGUCUGUUAGGACUUGUUUGUGCAUUCAAAUCAUCUCUCCUUGCUUCCCUCAGGGACCCCCCCUUUAUUCACCCAACUUUUUUUUUUUUUUACCUCUUAAUCUCUGCUGGACAAAAAAUGCUUCUGCAACGUAUCCGUUAUCUUGUCUUCCCUUAUAACAGUUAUGUAAUGUUUCCGUUUGAUCAUGGGGUCAUUGUGUCUUAUCUUCCAAAGUCACACCACUAAGUGAAAGAUGUGUGUCCUAACCUGCUAAAUGUUGCAAAUACUAACAGGUGAAGUGCUAGCAUCUCUAAACAAGAAGCUAAAAAUAUAAAUAUCUGCUUAAAAUAAAGCGUCACCUUUUUAUUAAAGAGCCGGUAUACCUCGUCACAGACACAGCAAUAGGCCCUGAAGCUCCUUGAGAAGCCUGCCCAGGGAGGGAGUUUGAGAGGAGGAGGAUCUGGGUGCAAAUGGAGCCAUGAAGAGAUGAAAUGGACACGACCGGGUGUUGCUUUUGUUCCUGUUGGUUUUUUUUCUGCUGUAAAUAGAAGUCAAAAAGGAGAGAAUGAAGAAGUGUUUGUUUGGUAAACUAUUUUUAUUGUUCUGAAAAAAUAAAUACAAAAUAAGGAA